This is a messenger RNA of Drosophila grimshawi, 596 nucleotides long. RefSeq lists its product as uncharacterized. The record is from RefSeq and is a predicted model, not a curated record. Gene Ontology annotation, cellular component: ribosome; cytosolic small ribosomal subunit. Bases 63 to 461 code for a protein of 132 amino acids. Gene Ontology annotation, molecular function: structural constituent of ribosome. NCBI's taxonomy places the organism in Eukaryota, Metazoa, Arthropoda, Insecta, Diptera, Drosophilidae. The transcript has 3 exons. Gene Ontology annotation, biological process: translation.
CAGCAACCCUAAUUUCUUUCUUUUCGAUAGAUCCGCAUAAAAGUGACAAGAGCACAAACAAUAUGCAGCUUUUCGUACGUGGCUUGGAAACGAUUGAGGCUUUGGAGGUGUCCCAGGAUGCCAACAUUGCUGGCGUUAAAACUCAGUUCGCCCAGCUGCAUGGCUUCGAUGCCGCUGAGUUCAGCUUGAAUUGUGAGGGUGCCACACUAAGCGAUGACACACCCGUCACGGCUCUCAGCUCCUUCGAGUUGGAUAUCACCAUUCCAAUGAUUGGUGGCAAGGUGCAUGGCUCUUUGGCGCGUGCCGGCAAGGUUAAGGGCCAGACCCCAAAGGUUGAGAAGCAGGAGAAGAAGAAGAAGAAGACGGGACGUGCAAAGCGCAGGAUUCAGUACAAUCGCCGUUUCGUAAACAUUGUCCAAGGCUUCGGUCGUCGUCGUGGCCCCAACGCCAACUCAACGUAAAGUGUGGAUCCUAAAAGGGAGAUGAUGAUGAUGAUUUGAACAGUGGCAAGCUGAGCUAAUUUUUAUUGCAAAAUAAUAACCAUAAAUACACUGUUCAUAAUAGUAAUUUUCAUUAAUUAAAUCCAACUUAUUUUA